This is a messenger RNA of Pogona vitticeps (central bearded dragon), 1770 nucleotides long. The record is from RefSeq and is a predicted model, not a curated record. NCBI's taxonomy places the organism in Eukaryota, Metazoa, Chordata, Lepidosauria, Squamata, Agamidae.
CUGAGACGGCCAUGGAAGGGAUUGACUCGCGCUCGGAAACGUUUUCUUUCUGAGGACUACAACUCCCAGAAGACCCUAGCCAGCGGGGACAUGGUGGUGGUGGCCGGGGGCCUUCUGGGAUUUGUAGUUCACCAAAGCAACACCUCUCUGCUCUGGGGUUCUUGACUCCCCUCACCACCUCGUCGUCCCCUUCCUCCUCGGAGGCAAUAAAAACCCUCUGCUGGCAGAGACGAGGAGAUCACGAGUCUCGGCUCCGCCUUUUCAAAGAGGAGGACUACAGCUCCCACAAGCCUCUGCGGGGCCCCCUUCCGGGAGCGUUUGCCGGAAGCGGCCGAGAGCAGCCGGGCCUUGAGCGAAGCGGCGACCAUGGAGGAGAUCGGGAUCCUGGUGGAGAAGACUCAGGAUGAGAUCCCUGCUCUUUCCAUCUCCAGGCCUCAGACUGGCCUCUCUUUCCUAGUCCCCGAGGCUGAGGAUGUGGAGGAUCUGUACAGCCGUUACAAGAAACUUCAGCAAGAGUUGGAAUUCUUGGAGGUCCAAGAGGAAUACAUCAAGGAUGAACAGAAGAAUUUAAAGAAGGAGUUUCUGCAUGCCCAGGAGGAGGUGAAACGAAUCCAGAGCAUCCCCCUUGUCAUUGGCCAGUUUUUGGAGGCUGUAGAUCAGAACACAGCCAUUGUUGGCUCCACCACAGGUUCCAACUAUUAUGUCCGGAUAUUGAGCACCAUUGACCGGGAACUGCUGAAGCCCAAUGCCUCCGUGGCUCUGCACAAGCACAGCAAUGCCUUGGUGGAUGUAUUGCCUCCUGAGGCUGACAGCAGCAUCAUGAUGCUCACAUCGGAUCAGAAACCGGAUGUGAUGUACGCUGACAUUGGUGGUAUGGAUAUUCAGAAGCAGGAGGUGAGGGAGGCCGUAGAGCUGCCCCUGACACACUUUGAACUCUACAAACAGAUUGGCAUCGAUCCUCCACGAGGAGUGCUGAUGUAUGGCCCCCCUGGCUGUGGAAAGACCAUGCUGGCCAAGGCAGUGGCCCAUCACACCACUGCUGCCUUCAUCCGAGUGGUGGGGUCUGAAUUUGUGCAGAAGUACUUGGGAGAAGGCCCACGCAUGGUGCGAGACGUCUUCCGCCUGGCCAAGGAGAACGCCCCAGCCAUCAUCUUCAUUGACGAGAUUGAUGCCAUUGCCACCAAGCGCUUUGAUGCCCAGACUGGGGCGGACAGAGAGGUCCAGCGCAUCCUCCUGGAGCUCCUCAACCAGAUGGAUGGCUUUGACCAGAACGUUAACGUCAAGGUGAUAAUGGCCACGAACAGAGCAGACACCCUUGACCCGGCUCUUCUGCGACCAGGCCGUCUGGACCGUAAAAUUGAGUUUCCUUUGCCAGACCGACGCCAGAAACGGUUAAUCUUCUCCACCAUCACCAGCAAGAUGAACCUUUCGGAGGAAGUGGAUUUGGAGGAUUAUGUGGCACGGCCAGAUAAGAUCUCAGGUGCUGACAUCAACUCGAUUUGUCAGGAGGCUGGAAUGCUAGCUGUGCGGGAGAACCGCUACAUUGUCCUGGCCAAGGACUUUGAGAAGGCCUACAAGACUGUCAUCAAGAAAGACGAGCAGGAACACGAGUUCUACAAAUAAAGAUGGGAAGCGCGGGAGGGAGGCUGGGCUGGUGGUCUCAGUUCUUGACGGGGUGGGAGGGGGGCGUGCGUUAUUUUUGUAUGUACGUGUGUGUGUGUGUCUGGAGUCUGAGCAAAACGGAUCCUGUGAAUAAAUAACUACCCACCA